AAGGCGAGAGGAAAUGCAUUGUUUGCUGAGGGCAAGUACGAGGAAGCGGUGGAAGCGUACACACGAGCUCUGGAAGCGAGCGGGCAAGACCAGACGCUGUGGAGCAACAGGAGCGCGGCCAGGUUGAAACUGGGCCAUUAUGGCUUCGCCCUCGCCGACGCGCUUUCUUGUGUCCACCUCGCUCCUCGCUGGGCCAAGAGCUACUUCCGUCUCGCGAGCGCGUUCCUCGCUGCAGGCAGACCCGUCGAGGCAGCGGACAACUUCAGACGGGCGCUGGCACUGAGCCCGACGGACGCGACGAUCCUGACGAGCUUGAAGGCGUGCGAGGAAAAGAGCGAGGGCGUGAGAGGACGAGGAUACGUCUACUUCUGGGGA
This is a messenger RNA of Guillardia theta CCMP2712, 375 nucleotides long. RefSeq lists its product as hypothetical. The record is from RefSeq and is a predicted model, not a curated record. Lineage: Eukaryota; Cryptophyceae; Pyrenomonadales; Geminigeraceae. The transcript has a single exon. Gene Ontology annotation, molecular function: Hsp90 protein binding. The annotation marks the transcript as partial.